Molecule: messenger RNA, 294 nt
Organism: Strongylus vulgaris
Lineage: Eukaryota; Metazoa; Nematoda; Chromadorea; Rhabditida; Strongylidae
Source: the annotation of a GenBank genome assembly
GAAAUGAAACAGUGGCAAUAUCCUCAUGGUCUAACGCCGCCAAUGAAGAGUGUACGACAGCGGCGUUUUCGAAAAACUAAGAAAAAGAAAUAUAUGGAAGCACCCGAAGUUGAAAGAGAGCUCAAACGACUUCUUCGUGCUGAUUUGGAAGCUGACUCAUUUCGAUGGGAAAUUGUUCCUGCUGACGAGAAACGAAAGGAUUCUACUUCGGUCUCCGAGCAGACUUUAUUUGGUGAAAAAGUCAGCAGUAGUGAUGACGAAGAAGCCAUUCCUCAAGUGGAAAAAGAUGACUGA